CACGCCCUAGAAUCAUGUGAUGUUACUUCCUGCUUUUGUUUGGUCAGAGGGGCCAUGGCUCCUUCGGUGCUGCUUGUGUUGCUUUUGGUUUGGACUGCAGGUGCUACGCUUCGCCUUGCCUCCUAUUAUGGCGAUCACAUGGUACUGCAGAAGCAACCAAGUCAGGCCGUCAUAUGGGGCUAUGGGGAUCCUGGCGCCAACAUAAUAGUGACUGUUUCUAAGGAUCACAACGUUAUGGAAAAAGUGACAGACAUUAAAGGCUCUGGGAUCUGGAAAGUACUCCUGAGUCCUAUGGCCCAUGGCGGCCCUUUCAAUAUACACAUACGGCAGUAUUUGAAGGGAAAGGUAUCAAAUGUGACGUUGAAGGAUGUCUACUUUGGAGAUGUAUGGUUUUGUAGUGGACAAAGUAACAUGGAGAUGACAGUUUCUCAGAUAUUCAAUGCCAGUAAGGAGCUUGCAGAGGCUUCCCAUUACUCACUCGUGCGUGUGUUUGCAGCUGGUCUUGUCCAGUCCGAAGUGGAACUGCAGGACCUUGCCAGCGUCAGCUUGCCAUGGUCUAUUCCAACAGCCAAGAACCUUGGCCAUGGCGACUUCAGUUACUUCUCUGCUGUGUGCUGGCUCUUUGGCCGGUAUUUGUUCGAGGAGCUCAGGUAUCCCAUAGGACUGAUAGACUCCUCCUGGGGAGGGACACCAAUAGAAGCCUGGUCUUCCAAGAGGGCACUGCGGGAAUGUGCAAUCUCAGGAUACUCUAAAAAGGCUGCUUCCUUAUCCAUUGAUUCUGGCCCCAAAGGGUUAUCGGUGCUCUGGAAUGCCAUGAUUCACCCUUUUCUCAACAUGACCCUCCAAGGUGUUAUUUGGUAUCAAGGUGAAGCGAACACCCUUAUAGACACCAAUCUGUACAACUGUACAUUUCCCACACUCAUAGAAGACUGGCGGAAAGCCUUCCACGAAGGGUCUGAUUGGCAAACUCAGCGGUACUUUCCCUUUGGCUUCGUCCAGUUAUGUACAGUUCACUCUGAGGAACAUAACGACAACUUUCCACGUAUCAGAUGGCACCAAACAGCAGACUAUGGCUUUGUCCCUAAUAAGAAAAUGCUCAAUACUUUCAUGGCUGUGACUAUAGAUCUUGGUGAUGAAGAUUCCCCCUAUGGAAGCAUCCAUCCUCGAGAUAAGCAGACAGUGGCCUCUCGAUUGCUCCGUGGUGCCUUGGCAUUAGCUUACGGUGAUAAAACCAUCGUUUUCCAAGGCCCAUACCCUGAGAGAGUGGAGGUGGAUGUAGCCCACAAAAGUAUCAAUGUCUCCUAUAAAGGAGAUAUCCAGCUUCGCCGCUUGACCAAUAACACAUUUGAGGUGUGCUGCUCUGAAAAGUCAUCAUGCAUUUGGAGUCCAGUAACCAUUGCUACCAGCACUUCCCACACAGUGCAUCUGCACAACCCAGCGUGCCCAAAUAGCACAGUCGGCCUCCGCUAUGCGUGGAAUGAGUGGCCAUGUGACUACAAGCUAUGUCCCAUUUACAACUUACAAGGAUUGCCUGCCCCUCCGUUCAUCACAUUUUCGCAGAAGAACUCUGGUUGGAAUGUAUCAUGAGUGGGGUGACAGCAGAAAGAUGGGUGGACGAUCUUAUAUUUUGGCCUCACAGGCUGCCCUAUGAAGUUCUGAAAAAUUGUGGCAGAUUAUGUUUCUCAGUGUAGUAAACCUCUCUGGCAGAGAGAGAAAAAACCUUAAAAUUGGGGGUUGUGGUUGCUUACUCCUCAGAAAAU
Molecule: messenger RNA, 1760 nt
Organism: Lacerta agilis (Sand lizard)
Lineage: Eukaryota; Metazoa; Chordata; Lepidosauria; Squamata; Lacertidae
Gene: SIAE
Product: sialic acid acetylesterase
Exons: 10
Coding region: 55-1587 (510 amino acids)
Biological process (GO): carbohydrate metabolic process
Molecular function (GO): sialate O-acetylesterase activity
Source: RefSeq, a predicted model, not a curated record